AGCGAGUUGCUUCGUCCUCGUCACUCGCAUAAAGUGGCGGCUACUCGUCGCAGAUGAAGUCAGGCGUCACACGAUGAGUGCACUAGCAUGGAUCGACACGGCCUUCAGACGCUUGCGUGCUCGCGCGGAGCAGUACACCACUCUGCCCUCAUACAGCAACGGCAGUGGCGUCACUGCCUCUUUCCUGCCGACGUCGUUCCUUGAGCAGUGUCCCUGCGUCACCAGAUCGCAGCUCACGACAUCAGCAUGCGCGCUCCUCCUCUUCAUCAUCCUCUUCGCUUCCAGCCUCAGUCAGCGGCCUCCACCGGCGUACGAGUACAGAGGACUGCCCGUUCUCGCUCGGCAUAUGAAUCAGUCGACAUGCCAUGGCGAGUUCCCAGAUCUGUACCGAGAAGCCGAAAGAGCUGCACAAUAUUGGCGACACCGAGGCGGCAUCACUCGCGCUGCACUCGAUGCAGCAGACGCCCAAGCACACGCUCGCGUUCUCAUCAAGGACAACCAGGUCUAUUUGACCAAUUAUCGCGGCGGUAUCAACUCGCGCACGCUAGCAGCUCUGGCAAGUCUGAACGAAGCUGUCCUCACAGCAGUCGAAGAACUACCCGCGGUCGAAUUCGUUAUUCAGACAGAUGAUUCGGCUCCCAUUGCAGGCGCAGCACCUCGCUGGGUCUUUGCUAGAACAGACGAAGAGGACGAAUUGGCAUUGUGGCUCAUGCCCGAUUUUGGUCACUAUGCUUGGCCGGAACCGGGUGUGGGGAGCAUGGCAGAAGUCCAAGCCAAGGCUUCUGCCUUCGAGGCCGCUCAGACUUGGUCGAGCAAGAUUCCAAAGCUAUUCUGGCGCGGAGCGCUUGUCAACCCAUUACGAGACGAGCUCAUUCGUCUGAGCGAUGAGAACCGCGGAUCGUGGGGCGACGCCAAAGCUCUCGAUUGGGGUAGACUCGAAGGCGAGUUGAGAUCGCCCGCGCAACACUGUGCGUACAAGUACUUGGCACACGCUGAAGGGUUCGCAUAUUCGGGUCGACUCAAGUACAUACUCCAAUGUCGUUCAGUCGUCGUCAUGCACAAGCUGCGGUAUACCCAGCAUUUCCACCACCUGCUCAAUUACACAGGACCGCAGCAGAAUGCAGUCCUGGUCGAAGGUCCGGGCUGGCAAGGUCUCGAACUCGUCAUGCGCGAUCUUAUGGAGCACGACGAUCAUACACGUCAUCUCGCCCAACACUCCUUCGAGUACUGGCACAAGUGGCUCAGUCCGCCUAGCAUAGAUUGUUACUGGCGACAACUCUUCUGGGAGUGGUCAGCGCUGCAACGUUUUACACCAGAGCUGACGGAUGAAUUUGUGCCCUAUGCUUCCUUCGAUCUGAUGAGGGCCACCAAAUGGGAUAUACAUUAGCAGUAGCAACCACAUGAGCAGGAACAGAGAGUCAGUGCAGAAACAAGGAACUCGUGCAAUUUGCGUGUUGUUGACAACAAAAAUGUGCAAAAGAUCUAUUGAUCGUCCUUCUCGAAGCAUCUGCUGGGUAUCAUGACCUCGCCUCGCAUAAUCUCUCUAGCCGUCCGUGUCAUGAGUACCGCCGUUGCUGCUCCUUCUCCGCUCACCACUACUGCAGACUCUGCCACGCCGGCUGGGUGACCGACACGUAUUCUCUGGACUGCUUGGUCGUUUGCCAGGCAGAGACUUUCGACCAGUGAGCCCUUUAUGCUGCGUGCAACCGAUAGAGCGGUCAGAGUUGUCCCAGGCACAGAUCGAUGGGCAUC
Molecule: messenger RNA, 1752 nt
Organism: Mixia osmundae IAM 14324
Lineage: Eukaryota; Fungi; Basidiomycota; Mixiomycetes; Mixiales; Mixiaceae
Exons: 4
Coding region: 74-1387 (437 amino acids)
Source: RefSeq, a predicted model, not a curated record